CAUACACACACGGAUAUCGAUAUGCUUUCUAUACUGUAUUCAGUAAUUUAGUCUAUUGAAAUAUAAUAUUACCAGAAUAUUCCAUUUAAUUCUCUCUUUAUUAGUCAUUAAUAAUAAAAAAUCGUAUUAAAAUAUUCAACAUGACACGUGUAGCUGUUGUAACUGGUGGAAAUAAAGGCAUUGGAUUUGCUAUCGUAAAAAAACUUUGCAAACAAUUUGAUGGAGUUGUAUAUUUAACAGCUCGUGAUGUCAAUCGAGGAUUGAAUGCGAUUAAACAGCUUGAAAAACAAGGUCUAAAACCCAAAUUUCAUCAGCUUGAUAUUACUGAUGAUAAUAGCAUCUCUACUUUUUAUAAUUAUUUAGAACAAAAAUAUAAAGGACUUGAUAUAUUAGUUAACAAUGCUGCUAUUGCAUUUAAAAUGGAUGCUAAAGAACCUUUUUCUAUACAAGCUGCAGAAACAUUGAAAACAAAUUAUUUUGGUUUAAGAAAAGUAUGUAGCAAACUUUAUCCAUUAUUAAAACCACAUGCACGUGUAGUACAUGUAUCAAGUUCUUCAGGUCAUUUAUCAUUAAUUCCUAGUGAAACACUAAGAAAUAGAUUUUUAAAUCCAAAUCUUACAGAAGAAGAAUUAGAUAAUAUCAUGCAUGAAUUUGUUGAGUAUGUUAAAUUAUUACAAAUAUAUUAUAAUUUAUUAUAUUUUAAAAUAAAUAUUUUAAUUUUUAAUUACAUUUUUAGUGCUGCAAAAACAAAUACACAUUUAGAAAAAGGGUGGGCAAAUUCUGCUUAUAUUGUAAGUAAAGUGGGAGUAUCUGCUUUAGCUAGAGUUCAUCAAAGAAUAUUUAACUCGGAUUCUAGACAAGAUCUAGUAGUAAAUGCUGUACAUCCUGGUUAUGUAGAUACUGAUAUGACUAGUCAUCGAGGUACUUUAACACCUGAUCAAGGUGCUGAGGCUCCUGUUUUUUGUGCAUUAUUGCCAGAAGAUACAAAUAUAAAGGGUAAAUACAUUUGGUACGAUAAAUCAUUAGUAGAUUGGACAAAAGCUUAAAUGCAGAAUAUAAUUUGAUUUUCUGUUAUAUAUUCAUUUCUUUAUCUCUUAAAAUAAUAUUUGUUUUAUUAUUUAUAUAUUUUUUUUUAUAAAAUUUAUUGCUUUUAUGAACAGCAAUGUUUUUUUUUUCUAUAUGCAAUAUAUACAAUAAAGAAUAAUUUUAAGAAUUCUUAUAAUUAGAAAUUAAUAUUUUAAUAUUAAACUCAAUUUAUAUAUUUAUAGAUGUACAAAUUCAUAGUUUAUAUGUUCAUUGUAUAUAAUUCUUGAUUUUAAUAGUAAAAAAUAAAUCAGAGAUAUUUUUAUAUCUAA
Molecule: messenger RNA, 1355 nt
Organism: Apis cerana (Asiatic honeybee)
Lineage: Eukaryota; Metazoa; Arthropoda; Insecta; Hymenoptera; Apidae
Product: carbonyl reductase [NADPH] 1
Molecular function (GO): carbonyl reductase (NADPH) activity
Source: RefSeq, a predicted model, not a curated record